GCGAGAGCUUGUCGGAGGGCUCUCUGUCUCUGUGAUAAACCGAUACGCAGAGGAAGCUGCGGAGAGGUGUCCCUGCUCUGCUGGUGAGCUGCGGCCAGCGGGUGAAGUGAAGUGGACCGGACGUGGACGAAGGAGAGAGAGAGAGAGAGAGAAGAAAGGGCGCCGCGGGGGCCAUGGCUGGACACGCGCCGGCGAGGGACAAGACCACCACCGGCUUCGCCGCUACGUGCAGCCUGCUGAGCCAGUUUCUCAAGGAGAAGAAGGGCGGCCUGCAGGGCCUCGGCGGCCUCGCCAUGGCGCCGGCGCCGGCAGCUGGAGCAGGGGCUUUCCGGCCGCCGACCACCAUGAACUUGCUGUCCGCGCUCGACGCGGCCAAGGCCACCGUCGGGGAGCCAGAAGGCCAUGGCCAACGCACCGGCGGGAAUCCAAGGGAGGCAGCUGGGGAGGAGGCGCAGCAGCUGACCAUCUUCUACGGCGGGAAAGUGGUCGUCUUCGACAGGUUCCCCUCCGCCAAGGUCAAGGACCUGCUGCAGAUCGUGAGCCCGCCGGGGGCCGACGCCGUGGUGGACGGUGCCGGUGCCGGUGCCGCUGUCCCUACGCAGAACCUGCCUAGGCCUUCACACGACAGUCUCUCUGCCGAUCUGCCGAUCGCGAGGCGGAACUCGCUGCACAGGUUCCUCGAGAAGAGAAAGGACAGGAUAACCGCAAAGGCGCCGUACCAAGUCAACAGUUCCGUCGGCGCUGAGGCGUCCAAGGCGGAGAAACCCUGGCUGGGUCUGGGCCAGGAACAGGAAGGAAGCGACGGUCGUCAAGCAGGAGAGGAGAUGUGAUCGAUCAGUAGAGACUAGAUUCGUUCGUGCGCGCGUCGUCGUAGCUUCAGGUUAAGGGAAAGAAUAAUCCAACCGUCGGUUAAUUGCUCGGCUUAAUUACACUGCUCUACUACGUAGUACUGGCACUGCUACCACCACCACCACCACCAGAGUGACCAAGUUAAGCUAGGGAUUGUUACAUAGGCCGGCCGGUCGGCCGUUCGUUCGCGAGAUUGUUUCGCUGCUGGAGAUGCGCAUGCACGCUCGCAGCAGCUUCGCUGGUCCGCGUGGCCGCGUCUUGUGUUCGCGCAACGAACGGUGCACGUUCCGGUACGUUUUCAUUUGUCUCCGACCUGUCCUGUGUGUGUGCGUGUGUUUUUGCACUGGAUAUUCCCCCUCCCCUCUCGUGGUCGUAGGGAGGGUUUGUAUGUUCAGUGGAAAGAUGUUUGGUAUGGUCUACUCCAUUCUAUUUCAUGAUUCAUGAAUAUGUAUGUAUGUAUGUAUGCGUGUGAUGUACUACUGUGGUAUGCUGUAUAAAUUUAUAAACACGCGCUUUAUU
Messenger RNA from Zea mays, 1368 nucleotides. RefSeq lists its product as uncharacterized. Gene Ontology annotation, biological process: regulation of jasmonic acid mediated signaling pathway; regulation of defense response; response to wounding. NCBI's taxonomy places the organism in Eukaryota, Viridiplantae, Streptophyta, Magnoliopsida, Poales, Poaceae. Gene Ontology annotation, cellular component: nucleus. Bases 174 to 830 code for a protein of 218 amino acids. The record is from RefSeq and is marked provisional. The transcript is spliced from 5 exons.